Vitis vinifera (wine grape) is the source of this 5030-nucleotide messenger RNA. RefSeq names its product disease resistance protein RPV1. Gene Ontology annotation, biological process: defense response; signal transduction. Gene Ontology annotation, molecular function: ADP binding. The record is from RefSeq and is a predicted model, not a curated record. Lineage: Eukaryota; Viridiplantae; Streptophyta; Magnoliopsida; Vitales; Vitaceae.
AGAGAGUGGGUCAGCUGCUUUAAUUCAAGAUUGAAUGACCCGAGAGACACAGAGCUGUCCCUAACUUUCCUCUUCACUUCCUGGAAGGCGCCUUGCCUUCCCAACUUCUUAGUUGCACAAUCUCCUCAUUUACUCACUAUCCUGAAGAGAAAUCAACCCCUCUAAACUGUCUUUGUACUUUUGAGAUAGAAACCCACAAUGGCUUCCACAAGCUCCUUCAGAGCCUCUUCUUCUUCUUCUACUCCUUCCAUCCCUCGAACAAGUACUUAUGAUGUUUUCUUGAGUUUUAGAGGCGCAGACACCCGCUCUAAUUUCACUGAUCACCUCUACAGUGCUUUGGGUAGGAGAGGGAUUCGCACCUUCAGAGACGAUAAACUCAGGGAAGGAGAAGCGAUUGGUCCAGAACUCUUGACAGCCAUCGAAGAAUCAAGGUCUUCCGUAAUUGUUUUCUCUGAAAACUAUGCUCAUUCGACAUGGUGUUUGGAUGAGUUGGUAAAGAUCAUGGAGCGCCACAAAGAUCGGGGACAUGCUGUUUUCCCAAUUUUCUAUCACGUGGAUCCAUCCCAUGUACGAAGGAAAACAGAAAGUUUUGGAAAGGCCUUUGCCGGUUAUGAAGGAAACUGGAAGGACAAGAUACCACGGUGGAAGACGGCCUUGACGGAAGCAGCCAAUCUUUCUGGAUGGCAUCAACGGGAUGGGUCUGAGUCCAAUAAAAUUAAAGAAAUAACUGAUAUCAUAUUCCAUCGAUUGAAAUGUAAGAGGCUUGAUGUUGGUGCCAAUUUAGUUGGUAUAGAUUCCCAUGUAAAAGAGAUGAUUUUGCGGUUGCAUAUGGAAUCAAGUGAUGUUCGUAUUGUUGGGAUAUACGGAGUUGGGGGGAUGGGUAAGACUACCAUCGCAAAAGUUAUAUAUAAUGAACUUUCUUGUGAAUUUGAAUGUAUGAGCUUUCUUGAAAAUAUUAGGGAGGUUUCCAAUCCCCAAGUUUUAUAUCACUUACAAAAUCAACUUCUUGGUGAUAUCCUAGAGGGAGAGGGGAGUCAAAAUAUAAAUAGUGUUGCCCACAAAGCAAGUAUGAUAAAGGACAUUCUCUCAUCUAAAAAAGUUUUUAUGGUUCUUGAUGAUGUUGAUGAUCCAAGUCAAUUAGAAAAUUUACUUGGACAUCGUGAAUGGCUUGGAGAAGGAAGUAAAGUCAUCAUAACAACUAGAGAUAAACAUGUGUUAGCUGUACAAGAAGUGGAUGUCUUAUAUGAGGUUAAGGGAUUGAAUUUUAAAGAAGCUCAUGAACUUUUCAGUUUGUAUGCCUUUAAACAAAAUCUUCCCCAAUCAAACUAUAGAGACCUCUCACAUCGUGUUGUAGGCUAUUGUCAAGGGCUUCCAUUAGCUCUAAAAGUUCUAGGUUCUCUCUUAUUCAAGAAGACAAUACCUCAAUGGGAAAGUGAAUUGGAUAAAUUGGACAAAGAACCUGAGAUGAAAAUUCACAAUGUGCUUAAACGAAGCUAUGAUGGAUUAGAUCGUACAGAAAAAAAAAUAUUUCUUGAUGUUGCAUGUUUUUUUAAAGGUGAAGAAGAUAGGGAUUUUGUGUCAAGAAUAUUGGAUGGUUGUCAUUUCCAUGCGGAAAGAGGAAUAAGAAAUCUAAAUGAUCGGUGUCUUAUAACUCUUCCAUACAACCAAAUACAUAUGCAUGAUUUGAUACGACAGACGGGUUGGGAAAUUGUUCGUGAAAAAUUUCCUAAUGAGCCAAACAAAUGGAGCAGAUUGUGGGAUACCCAGGAUAUUCAACGGGCACUUAGAACAUAUGAGGGAAUAGAAGGAGUUGAAACAAUAGACUUGAACUUGUCUGAUUUUGAAAGAGUAUGCUUCAAUUCAAAUGUUUUCUCAAAGAUGACUAAUCUUCGAUUGCUCAGAGUUCAUUCAGAUGACUAUUUCGAUCCUUAUUCUCAUGAUGAUAUGGAGGAGGAGGAGGACGAGGAGGACGAGGAGGAGGAGGAGGAGAAGGAGAAGGUAGAUCGUUAUUGUGAAGAAAUGAUUGAUUCUGUAAUGAAAACUGCUUCUAAAAUGCACCUUGACCCGGAUUUUGAAAUCCCUUCUUUUGAGUUAAGUUAUCUUUGUUGGGAUGGGUAUCCUUUAGGUUUUUUAUCAUCAAAUUUUAAUGGAAAGAACCUUGUUGAACUUCACUUGAAGUGUAGCAACAUAAAACAACUAUGGCAAGGGAAGAAGGAUCUUCAAAGUUUAAAGGUCAUUGAUCUAAGUCACUCAAACAAGCUCGUUCAAAUGCCAGAAUUCUCAAGCAUGCCAAAUUUGGAAGAACUAAUUCUUAAAGGUUGUGUAAGCUUGAUCAAUAUUGACCCAUCUGUUGGAGAUCUCAAGAAGCUUACUACCUUAGAUUUAAGGGGGUGUGUUAAGCUUAAGGGUUUACCAAGUAGCAUUAGCAACUUGGAAGCUCUUGAAUGUCUUGAUCUUACUAGGUGCUCAAGCUUUGACAAGUUUGCAGAAAUUCAAGGAAUUCAAGGAAAUAUGAGUAGUUUAACGCAUCUAUAUUUGCGCAAGACUGCUAUUAGAGAACUUCCAAGUAGCAUUGACUUAGAAUCUGUUGAGAUUCUUGAUCUCUCUGAUUGUUCUAAGUUUGAGAAAUUUCCAGAGAACGGAGCAAACAUGAAAAGUUUAAAUGAUCUUCGUUUAGAGAAUACUGCUAUUAAAGAACUCCCAACAGGUAUUGCCAACUGGGAAUCUCUUGAGAUUCUUGAUCUCUCUUAUUGCUCAAAGUUUGAGAAAUUUCCAGAGAAGGGAGGGAACAUGAAAAGUUUAAAGAAGCUUCGUUUUAAUGGUACUUCUAUUAAGGAUCUGCCUGAUAGCAUUGGAGACUUGGAAUCUCUUGAGAUUCUUGAUCUCUCUUAUUGCUCAAAGUUUGAGAAAUUUCCAGAGAAGGGAGGGAACAUGAAAAGUUUAAAGAAGCUUCGUUUUAAUGGUACUUCUAUUAAGGAUCUGCCUGAUAGCAUUGGAGACUUGGAAUCUCUUGAGAUUCUUGAUCUCUCUUAUUGCUCAAAGUUUGAGAAAUUUCCAGAGAAGGGAGGGAACAUGAAAAGUUUAAAGCAGCUUCGUUUUAAUGGUACUUCUAUUAAGGAUCUGUCUGAUAGCAUUGGAGACUUGGAAUCUCUUGAGAUUCUUGAUCUCUCUAAGUGCUCAAAGUUUGAGAAAUUUCCGGAGAAGGGAGGGAACAUGAAAAGUUUAAUGAAGCUUCAUUUAGAAAAUACUGCUAUUAAGGAUCUGCCGGAUAGCAUUGGAGACUUGGAAUCUCUUGAGAUUCUUGAUCUCUCUAAGUGCUUAAAGUUUGAGAAAUUUCCGGAGAAGGGAGGGAACAUGAAAAGUUUAAAGAAGCUUUCUUUAAUAAAUACUGCUAUUAAGGAUCUGCCGGAUAGCGUUGGAGACUUAGAAUCUCUUGAGAUUCUUCAUCUCUCUGAGUGCUCAAAGUUUGAGAAAUUUCCGGAGAAGGGAGGGAACAUGAAAAGUUUAAAGGAGCUUUAUUUAAGAAAUACUGCUAUUAAGGAUCUGCCUGAUAGCAUUGGAGACUUGGAAUCUCUUGAGUCUCUUGAUCUCUCUGAUUGCUCAAAGUUUGAGAAAUUUCCGGAGAAGGGAGGGAACAUGAAAAGUUUAAAGCGGCUUUAUUUAAGAAAUACUGCUAUUAAGGAUCUGCCUGAUAGCAUUGGAGACUUGGAAUCUCUUGAGUCUCUUGAUCUCUCUGAGUGCUCAAAGUUUGAGAAGUUUCCGGCAAGUCUAGAAGAAAUAGACGCACACCAUUGCACAAGCAAGGAAGAUUUAUCAGGUCUGCUCUGGCUUUGCCACCGCAACUGGUUGAAAUCUACAGCAGAGGAGUUGAAAAGUUGGAAACUCAGUGCUCGUAUUCCAGAAAGUAGUGGAAUUCAAGAGUGGAGGAUAAGGUAUCAAAACUUGGGAAGUGAAGUAACAGCAAAGCUUCCAAUGAAUUGGUAUGAAGAUCCUGACUUCCUAGGAUUUUUUGUAUCAUGUGUUUAUCAGCCUAGUCAUAAAUCUACUCUCAAGUGUGAAUUGAAUUUACAUGGCAAUGGAUUUGAAUUCAAGGACAGAACCUGGUGUGACUGCUGGUGUGGGUCCCAUGGUAAUUUUAAAGAAUUGAUAGAUCAAGUAUGGGUUUGGUGGUAUCCUAAGAUUGCUAUUCCGAAAGAGCUCCGUAAAUCCACACAUAUUAAUGCUUCAUUUAAGAAUCCUGGGAUAAACAUAAAAAAAUGCGGCAUCAAUCUUAUAUUUGCGGGAGAUCAACGAAAUCAUAUGCCCAUGUUGGAGCAUCCUCAGAAUUCUGGUGACAAUGGAUCAGCAUCACAAGAUACCGAUGGUAAUGUUCAUGGGGCUAAUCAAGAUGAUGAACACUACCAUAUUCCAGCGAUGUUAGAUCUUCUCAGGAAUUUUGGUGACAAUGGAUCAGUAGUACUUGAAGACAAUGAUGGAAACCGUAAGAGAAGACGUGAUGAUUCGUUACCCGAUGUAGUGGAGGAGCCACAUUAAAAGAUUGGGAGCACCCAACAUCGAUCUCUCGCUUUGAACUCCAUCACUAGUAUCGAUCAAAACGAAAUCACAUGUGGUAGCUGCAAGUGGAGUUUAUCUUUUUUCCUAUCAACUUAUUGGUGGAAACCUAAGGACAAUGAGGAGAAGUUAAUCUCAAGAUACAAGUGAGAUUCCAAAUGUUGCUAAGGUGGUCUACUCUUACCAUCAUGACCAUCAAGAAAGAUGCUACAAUUUGUGUAUUGAAAGUGUGAAUUAGGAAUGUUAAAAAAUGAAAACUUGAAUUGAUAUAUGUUUUUGCCUAUAAGAUGUGUGGUUAUAGGCAAUUCUUAUGGGUAUGUAAUUGACCUUGAUGUUGCAUAUGAAGCAUAUCACCCUCUCUAUAUCUUCAAGCUAAUGGUUGGAGUUUGGAUAGUGAAAGACAAGUGUCAUAGAUUUAAGUAUUUUCAAAGGGCUCAUGUGGCACAUAGACAAUUCAAGUCUCUUGAAGUUGUUAAUUC